CGCGAACUUGCCUGGCGACUUUCACUAAUCCCUCUAUCAAUCUCUUCACAGGCUGUUGCUGGUCUUUCCGUCGACGUCUUUGAACUUGAAUAGUACCUUGCUCUCUUUGCUCGUUUCUGGUGCUGCUGGAACAUGAUAAGAUAAACGACCUUGGAGCCACCGCUUCCCGCGCGAUCGUGACUUUCCAGGAUCGCUCAAAAGAAUGCUCGCCUCUCUCUUACGCCCAAAGAAACGGAGAACGUAUGCGGAUCAUUCUCCGUUCUCAUCACCUUAUACUACUCGAGAUUCACCAUGGCCGUUCUUUGAUAACAACGCCCCGCAAAGGGGGUGGGAACAAGAAUAUGGAGAGUUCGGUCAACAUAAUGGCUUUGGUGAAGCAGAUGGUCGAGGACCGGGUCCCGAUCAAGAUGAAGAGGAAGAGGAAGAUACCCCUGUUGAAACCAGCCCUCUUCUUCCUAUCUUCUCUGCCUCUCACCUCGAUACUCUUCCAGUUUAUGAUAUCACACACGCCAUUCGCCCUUUGAUCGUCACGCGCUGCGAAACUACCUUAACAUGGGAUCAAUUGCGAUCGCCCCAGAUUUCUCAAUUCCUUGUGAAGCCUAUUCAGCAGAAAAUCCGAACGGCACACUUCUCCAGGGCGACGUUAUACGCGCUGAUGACCAACUGCUUGCAAUUCACAAAAGAGGUUCAUUCAAAUCCGGGAAACAGUGGUGUGAGCCAGACCAGGGCCAUGGUCUGCGAACUUCUCUCUAUCAAGUUACUGAGGGAGUAUACAACGCGAGAACUGAUCGAUGCUCUGUCCUAUGAAUUCUACCCACUCAAUGGACAGGCGGCCACUGAACGCGCACUCGGCUGGAAAUCCACGCAGGGUAACAAGCGACCUGGCAUCGCUCGCAUCUCCUGCCUCGAAAUAGCCAUUCGGGCUCAAGCCAAACGAUUUUUAUCGCAUCCACUUGUCGUACAACAGCUAGAGGCCAUUUGGGCAGGCACAAUAGUGUUUCAUUCAGCUGCUGACAAUCUUCAUCGCUCGCUAGCAAGACCUCAACAGAACGGAGGGCUAACUUAUGGCUCGACACCCAACCUGGUACCAGCCCACCAGCGGACACAAUCUGGAAUGUCCAACCUGCGCCGUUCAGUGACUAUUUAUGAUCCAAGAGAUGCUUCCCUGUUCAAGCUGUCCAGGCUGCGAGUGCCUCGUUAUCGUCAAUUUCUAUCCACACUGUCGUUCGCAAUUUUACUGAUUCUGUUUCUGGCCGUUCUGCAACAACGUCGCCUUGAGAUCACCUCCCUCGAGAUUAUUUUCUGGUUAUGGAGCGCUGGCUUCAUGCUCGACGAGAUAGUCGGUUUCAACGAACAGGGCUUCAGUCUAUAUCUCAUGAGCUUCUGGAAUCUGUUUGACCUCGGCAUUUUGUUCCUUCUCUUCUGCUAUUACUGCAUGCGGCUUUAUGGUGCUGUCAUGCCCUACACACGCAACAAAUACAUCGCCGAUCAGGCAUACGAUAUCUUGGCUGCGAAUGCUGUAUUGUUGUUCCCACGCCUCUUUUCAAUCCUCGAUCAUUAUCGCUACUUCUCUCAACUGCUCAUCGCUUUCCGGAUCAUGGCGUCGGACCUCAUCGCAGUGUUUCUGUUGAUUAUCAUCGCUUGCAGUGGAUUUUUCGUUGCAUUUACACUUUCGUUUGGCAACGGCGAGGACCACUCGCCUGGCGCCGUGGCUUAUGCUCUAUUUCAGAUGCUGAUGGGAUUCACCCCGACUGCGUGGACCCUGUGGGAAGACUACAACGCAUUGGGGAAACUCAUAUUGACUAUCUUCCUCUUCAUUUGUCAUUUUGUUGUUGUGACCAUCCUGAUCACAGUUCUCACCAAUUCCUUCAUGGGUAUUGUGCAAAACGCCAACCAAGAGCAUCAAUUUCUCUUCGCUGUCAAUACCAUCUCCAUGGUGAAGUCGGAUGCCCUCUUCUCCUAUGUUGCGCCGACGAACAUACUGGCAUGGUUGAUUGCUCCAUUCCGCUACUUCAUGUCUUUCAGACAGUUCGUUCGGCUCAAUCGCACAAUCAUCAAAGUUACCCAUUUGCCAAUCCUAUUUUCCAUCUGUUUUUAUGAGAAGACGAUACUCAGCUUCCAAGUCAUUGAUUCUAUCGACCUCAUUGAUCCUUCUGCUCGCAUCGACAGGGCAAACCGCUUUCGACCUCGUCGCAACCGGUUCAGAGCCUUUACCUCUCAGGGAAAUCGACUUGUACGAGAGCCCUCGGUGGCUACUUACCAGAAGGAUCGGGCCCUGGAAGCUGUCUUCCGACAACCUUAUCAGGAUGAACCAAGUAGAGGACUAAGGAAGCUUCAUCCCCGAGAAAACGACCUGGCUGUCAAUCAUUGGAUGCAGACCAUGGGUUCAGGACCCAUUAAUCCUCCUGAUGAGCAAGACUCGGACGAAGUGAAUCGUUUAGAAAGAUUACCAAGGAAUAGAUCAGGAUACCAGCGGCGAAUGACACGAAGCCUGCGCGAUUUCACAGAGUCGAACCGGUCGGCUGCCUCUAAUCCUGAGGAUUCUGCACAGCCUGUGGCAUCAUCACCAGCUACGCCUCGUCCUGGGAGAGGCUUCUUAAUCCCUGCGAGAACCCGACAGCUUUCUCGGCAAACAGGAAUGGAGGGUGAUGAUGAGCUAACUAGCGACGAUAAUGGCGAAUGUACUGGGGAGCAGAGAGAACAUCGGUCGCCGUCAAAGAACUCUGAGGAGAACACCCUCAUGAACGCAAAUGAAAGCUCUCACACCACGCAACCAAAAUUUUUCAGCUCCCGACCCUCAACGGCUCGACUCAAGUCUCGCAAGAGCAGUCCCACUCGGCGUAUCAAAUAUCAUAAACGCAACUACUCGGGUGCCACUAUGCUCUAUAAUCCGAUCUCUCGGAGAAGUGAACAUGAGGAAACGGAUGCUUCCCUAAAUCCUGUCAGACCGAGGGCUCACACUCCAGACCGCGCAAGCAGUAUAAUCGGACCGCCAUCCAGAGGGCCUUGGGCUCUACGACGACACAGUACGGAUGGAGGUCGGUCCCGAGUCACGACAUUGCAUAGAUCUGACCCCAUGUCUGUUCCUGACAUGAAUGGCUUUUCAGCACCCGACUCUCAUUUUAGAGGACGCCAUCAGUCAUCAAUACUCGACGGUCUGGGCUCCGACCUGGGUGAUAACAAAGCAAUCACGAACGGCUUCCUUGGCGGGGCUCCGUCAAGUAUGACCACUCAAAUGGCCUACGCAACGGGCAACAUCAGACGCCCCGACAGUCCGAGCAGUAACCAAGAUAUGCUCAGUAAACUUGUCUUGGCUCGGAUGAACAACAUUGAAGAAGGUUUCCGCGAGGUGAUCAAAGAAGUCAAGGACCUCCGGCGCGGGGGUGCGAGUCGCAGUCAAAGUCGACCUGAUGAGCAAGCCACUACUCAGCGCGAGAAGAAGAAGAGACGGGCGGGUGACAAGAAGGAAAACAAGAACGGCCCGGGGUCUCGCAAAAGCAAGGCUAGCAGCGAAGGCCAAUACUCAGACGAGUCAGGUACUCAGUUGCGCGAGGAGAACCCCGAUUCACAGGAUAGGUAGCGGUUUUAUUAUGUUGAUGCAUCAAUGAUUAUGACCUGUUCAAUGUUUUGUAUUAGUAUUUGGUUGGCUGUCUCAUCAAUUUGUUGUUAUGCUACAUAGCUUUCUUCUAUUUGAUACCCUUUCCCACUUUUGAA
Molecule: messenger RNA, 3714 nt
Organism: Aspergillus uvarum CBS 121591
Lineage: Eukaryota; Fungi; Ascomycota; Eurotiomycetes; Eurotiales; Aspergillaceae
Product: ion transporter
Exons: 2
Coding region: 203-3580 (1125 amino acids)
Biological process (GO): monoatomic ion transport; transmembrane transport
Cellular component (GO): membrane
Molecular function (GO): monoatomic ion channel activity
Source: RefSeq, a predicted model, not a curated record